Anopheles nili is the source of this 2603-nucleotide messenger RNA. It is a transcript of the gene Usp5, whose product is annotated as ubiquitin carboxyl-terminal hydrolase 5. Gene Ontology annotation, molecular function: cysteine-type deubiquitinase activity; zinc ion binding; protein binding. NCBI's taxonomy places the organism in Eukaryota, Metazoa, Arthropoda, Insecta, Diptera, Culicidae. The record is from RefSeq and is a predicted model, not a curated record. The coding region runs from base 4 to 2502 and encodes 832 amino acids. The transcript has 3 exons. Gene Ontology annotation, biological process: protein deubiquitination.
GCCAUGGAAGCCCUUCGCAAGUAUUUGAGCCAAGUGAAGGUUCCGUGCGCCAAUGAUAACGUCUAUAAAGAGGAGUGUGUUUAUUCGUUUGACAAUCCGGAAACGGACACCGGCUUGUACAUAAGUUUGAGCAGUUUCCUCGGAUACGGUGAAGAACAUGUCCGGGAGUACGCGAAUCACUCGGGCAAUCGGGUAUUUCUUCAUCUAAAACGCGACAAAUUCGAAAUUACGGAUGCGGCCACCGAUGGUACUGGCGCUGGUGGCGGAGCUGACGGUCCGGAGAAGAAAAUAACCCGUCUCGCAAUCGGUGUUGAAGGAGGAUACAAUGGAGCGGAAAACAAAAAGUAUGACUACAAAGAGCACUUCCAGGUGGUCGUCUUUGCAGAUCCUGUUGUACGGCUAGACUAUCCGAACGAUGACCUUCCUCUGCAGGUGCAGAAUGCAGUCGAUGCUGUCCUGAAAGCAGAAGCGGCUUCUGUCAAACGCGAGCGCGAGCAGUUGGCGGGUACGUGGGACGGAGAAAUUCGACAGGUAUCGUGCCACGCAGCCGAUCUGCAGCAGUUGGACAAUGGGAUAAAAAUUCCACCGACAGGCUGGAAAUGUGAAAAAUGCGACCUAUCGAACAACUUGUGGCUUAAUCUGACCGAUGGUUCUAUCAUGUGUGGUCGCAAAUUCUUCGACGGAUCUGGCGGUAACGAUCACGCUGUGAAUCACUACAAGGAUACGAACUACCCGUUGGCUGUGAAACUCGGCACCAUUACAGCCGAUGGUAAAGGUGAUGUGUACAGCUACAGCGAGGACGACAUGGUUGAGGAUCCCUUCCUUGUGAAGCACCUCGCCCAUUGGGGCAUCAACGUUGGGCAGCUAGAGAAGACGGAAAAAUCGAUGGUCGAGCUAGAGUUAGACCUUAACCAGCGAAUUGGCGAAUGGGGUAUUUUGUGCGAGAGUGGCAGCCAACUGAAACCAAUUGCUGGCCCAGGAUACACCGGAAUGAAGAACUUAGGCAAUACUUGUUACCUUAACAGCGUAAUGCAAGUUCUUUUCACCGUUCCGGAUUUUGCAAAGCGAUUUGUCGAUGGUUCAAAGGCAAUCUUUGAUAGUUUCCCGGCAGAUCCGGCUAAUGACUUCAACGUGCAAAUGGCCAAAUUAGGCACAGGACUUUGCAGCGGUAAGUACAGUGUCCUUUCGGAGAACAGUCUGGAUACUGCGGAUUCCAGUUGCGGUGGCAUCGCACCGACCAUGUUCAAGGCACUUAUCGGGCAGGGUCAUCCAGACUUCUCCACCAAACAGCAGCAAGAUGCGCAGGAGUUUUUCCUGCAUGUAAUCAGUUCGCUUGAAAAGCACAGCCGUCAUCAAGCUAAUCCAAGCGAAGCCCUUCGUUUCUGCAUUGAAGAUCGUGUGGAGUGCUGCUCUAGCGGAAAGGUGAUGUACAAUCGUCGCGACGAAUGGUGCCUGCCAUUGCAGAUCCCACUGCAAAAAGCGACAAAUCUCGACGAAGUGAAACAGUACGAGGCUGAACGGACGGCUGCCGAGCGUGAAGGUCGUCGUUUAGAUCCUGACAGCCUAGUACGUCCAAAGAUAACUCUUGCUGCUUGUCUCGACACAUUUGCUCAAGCCGAGUUAGUCGAACAGUUCUACAGCACUGCCAUACAAGCGAAAACAACAGCCAGAAAGACUACCAAGCUUGCAUCGAUGCCUGACUACUUGCUGUUACAUUUAAAGAAAUUCACUCUCAAGGAGGACUGGACUUCUCUCAAACUGGAUGUGGCCAUCGAUAUUCCGGAAGUGCUGGAUCUUGAGUCACUGCGAGGAACCGGCAAGCAGCCACAGGAGGAAGAACUUCCCGACAUCGCCGGUCGUGAACCAACUCCUCCUCCCAUGGAUCCGGCGGUGAUGGAACAGCUACUGGGCAUGGGCUUUCCGCCUGAGGCAUGCAAACGCGCCAUCUUCUUUACAAAGAACUCUGGCGCGGAAUUGGCGACUCAGUGGAUGAUGGAGCACAUUGCUGACGCUGACUUUAACACUCCGUUCGUUCCCCCGGGUACAGGCGGCAAGAGUGCAAACGCCACUGCUGCAUUUGUCCCUGAUCCAGAUGGACUGGAGAAACUCAUGGGCAUGGGCUUCACCGACCGACAGGCUUCGAAGGCCCUUAAGGAAACCGGCAACAAUACGGAGCGUGCAGUGGAUUGGAUAUUCUCUCACACCGACGAACUAGACAGCAUGGCGAUUGACGAUGCCACUUCUGAUAGCGUUGCCACGGCUGCUGCUGAGUCUGGAGCUGAGGCUACCGGCAAUAAACCAGGAUCUAUUUAUCGUGAUGGAACUGGAAAAUAUAAACUGGUUGCAUUCAUUUCCCACAUGGGAACUUCUGCACAGGUCGGUCAUUAUGUUUGUCAUAUCCUCAAGGAUGGCCAAUGGGUCAUCUUCAACGAUAAUAAGGUAGCGAUCUCGCAAAAUCCUCCUAAAGAGCUGGGCUAUUUAUACCUUUACCAGCGAGUGUAAACCGUCCGAUACUAGGGCGGAAAAGAUCUGGAUGGACACCAUAAGCCAGUCGCUCGUGACGUAUCCUCCAGACGGCUUUCUCUCUUUCUAGUGCUGCGUUC